Messenger RNA from Meriones unguiculatus (Mongolian gerbil), 3627 nucleotides. RefSeq names its product achaete-scute family bHLH transcription factor 2 (gene Ascl2). Gene Ontology annotation, cellular component: RNA polymerase II transcription regulator complex. Gene Ontology annotation, molecular function: protein dimerization activity; DNA-binding transcription factor activity, RNA polymerase II-specific; RNA polymerase II transcription regulatory region sequence-specific DNA binding. The record is from RefSeq and is a predicted model, not a curated record. The coding region runs from base 2566 to 3165 and encodes 199 amino acids. Lineage: Eukaryota; Metazoa; Chordata; Mammalia; Rodentia; Muridae. The transcript has 2 exons. Gene Ontology annotation, biological process: regulation of neurogenesis; positive regulation of transcription by RNA polymerase II; sensory organ development.
GAUCUGACACUUACUUCUGACCUCUGUGGGCCCCAUGCAAGCACGUGUUGCACAGACAUACAUGAAAGCAAACACUCAUGUACAUACAAUUUUAUAUAUUUGAUGUGUAUAUAUACAUACAUACGUAUGUACAUACAUACACGUGGCAGGGAAGGGGUCUGGGGAUGUGGCUCAGUCUCUAGAUUGUCUAAGAUGUACCAAAUAGGGAGCCCUAGGUUCAAUCCCAGCAUUACAUACAAUGGGUGUGGUGGUGCCCAACACUCUGGAGAUAGAAAAGGAUAAAAAAGAUAUGAAGUUCAAGGUCAUCCUCAGCUACUUAGUGAAUUUAGAGCUAGCCUGGGCUACAGGAGGCCCUGUCUCUCCUCCCCCUAUGAUGGAAAAGUACAAUAAAGGGGGUGGGGGCAGGGAGGGCAGCAGUGGCCUCUGAGCAGGGAGGGUCUGCAAAUGAAGCCUCAUCAAGGAGCCAGGAUAUGAGCUACUUCCGUUCCCUUUGUAUAUGCAUGCAAGCUUAUUGUGUGAGGGAGGGUACGACAAAUACGACAAAUACGCAUGGAGGUUGGAGGAUGUCUUAGGUGUAGGUCCUCCCCUUCCAGCCGGUUUGAGAUAGAGUCUAUUCUUCACUCUUGCGUUCCUGCGGCUAGCUGGCCUGGGAGUUUGCAGGGAUUCUCCUCUUCACUUCUUCCCACGUUGCCUUUAUAUGGGUGUGGAGGAUUUGAACCGAGGUCCGCGCACUUACACAGCAAGCGCUCUACCCAUUGAACAACCUCCCCAGACCAUUUCUACUCGGAUUGCUCAACCAGGCAGAGAAGGGACUUGACUCAUCCAGGUGCUCUGAGCAGGCACCCAGGAAGCUUUGACUCACAGCCCACUUCCCACUGCGUGGUGGUCAAAAGGCUAGUUUAGAAAGAUACGGCCUAGAUGGAUCCUGGAGGGUGACGGAGCCAGCAGGCAGCCACCACAGUGGCAGUGCGGAAGCAGAGACAUCCUGGGUCCGGUAGGCCUUCCUCUGUGGUAUAUUACACGGAAAGUAACUCCAGGCAGCCAGACCCGCUGGAUGGACCACUUCAACUGAGGAGCAUCUAGUCCUUUGGGGGAAAACUGGGCUUGCUGGUUUUGGCCUCCAGGGCACAGUUCCGGGACAGUGGGGCAGGACUGAGGCUUUUCCAAGGUCAGUGCAUUCUCCUUCUCCUUCAACGCACCCUCCACGGGCCUCGGGGGAAGGAUGGGACUGGGAGGCCCGCUGGAAUCCAGAGAAGUGUCGUUGAGCAAAAAAGCCCGGGAACUGAACAAGAACUAGUCUAGCUGGAUUCAGGAGGCACCGUCGGGAAAAGAGACUCAAACUUGGAGAGCUGCCUUUGAGGUGCAGACGGGAGACAGCGUGAGAAAGGAGGGGGCAGAGUGGGCUUGACUGCAUCCCCUCUGGUCAGGGCACCUGGUUCUGAGGUGCCUUGAAACCAACUAGGUAUUGGGUGUGCAUGACGGACAGAAUGGAGACAAGGUGCCUGGGGGACAUGACAUUGCCCAACGCAGGUCUGGCCCACUCCUCAAGCCCUUCUCACACUCAAAAGGGCACAGAUGUGCACCAGCAGUGCGCGGACACCCGGGUCCGGGAGGAGGAGCAGGGUGAGACGGAGUAGGCGUGGAGCUUUGCUCAAGACACUCCCCAUCACUGGAGCCACGCGCCAGGCGUACGCUUCCUCCUGGCCCUGCAUAGGACCGCGCCAGCUGUCAUUGGCCAAACGGGCGAUCCCAGAUUGGCUGAGACCCCGGCUCCCGCCUCCUCCGCCAAGGGGAGGGACGUGGGUGCGAGAGUGUGUGGCGCGUGCUGCCCUGCGGGGGGGAAGGGGGGAGAGGGUUGCAGUCCUCUAACCUCUAGACCACUGCAAAACCUCCUGGGGUUCCUCACCUGGCAGCGCACUCUAGGUGUGCGGAGACUUGGCAGCUCUUGGGGCUGAGCUCCAGGGAGGGUGGGGGCGACUGGAGAGUACAUUCGGACCUUCUCACAGCCCCUAGGGGUGUGGGACGUGCGGAGCGCAGUGCAGAGCGCUCUGCACUCUAGGACUUGUCGAGGACACACUAAGCACCUGCCCGGAGCAGGGAGGCGCGUCAUUAGCCAGCGAACUGCACCCGGGAGGGGUGGGGGUGGGGGCGCACGGUGUCAGCUUUGCUGAAUGUGUACGCCAGGGGGAGGGCGAAGCGUGGCGGGAGGGCGAGGCGAAGGAAAGAGGGCGUGAGAAAGGAGGCGGCGGCUGGCGGAGGAGGGUUAUCUAUAUAUUUAAAAAGGAGCCGCCUGAGCCGCGCAAACGGAGACCCGAGGAGCGCCUGACCGCACGCGCGGGACGCGAGCGCACCACGCUUCUCUACUCUCUCUGCCCUUGCAUGACACGGGGUCCCGGGACUCCAGAAGGCCAGAGACGCGGUCCUCAGGAAGUCCUGCGGCAGUGCCCUGCCUGAGGCCCGUGGAGGUGCGACCGGCCGCUUCCCACUGCACCCGGUUCCUUGCGGGCACUUUCCCUGUGGUGCACCGAAGCUCGUACCAGGCGCGCCCGCGGGCUGGAUGCAAGCAUGAUGAACGGCGGCGGGCUGCCUUUACUCGCACCCUCCUCUUCUGGAGUCUCCGGAGCCUGCGCUGCUCGCCGGAGACCCUCGUCCCCCGAACUGCUGCGCUGCAGCCGACGGCGGCGAUCUGGCACAACCGAGGCCAGUAGCAGCUCGGCGGCCGUGGCACGCCGCAACGAGCGCGAGCGCAAUCGCGUGAAGCUGGUAAACUUGGGCUUCCAGGCGCUGCGACAGCACGUGCCGCACGGCGGCGCCAGCAAGAAGCUCAGCAAGGUGGAGACGUUGCGCUCCGCGGUGGAGUACAUUCGUGCGCUGCAGCGGCUGCUGGCGGAGCACGACGCCGUGCGCGCGGCGCUUGCCGGGGGGCUGCUAACACCCGCCACCCGGCAGGCGGCCGCCCUCGCGCCACCCACCGCCUCCCCGGCCAGCGCUUCUCUGUCCUGUGCUUCUCUGUCCUGCGCGUCUACAUCUCCUGACCGCGGGGCCAGCUCGGAGCCUGGCUCCCCGCGCUCCGCCUAUUCGUCGGAGGACAGCGGCUGCGAGGGAGAGCUGAGCCCGGUGGACUGCGAGCUCCUUGACUUCUCCAGCUGGUUAGGGGGCUACUGAGCACCCCAAUCCCCUAAGCUGCAUCCCGGUUGUCUACUGGUGGACCGACCCGCGUUUCUUGCCUACGGAGCCUGGGAGGAUGCCUUGCCCAUGCUGUCUAGUGCAGCCUCACCAAAUGCUGUGGCACUGGGGCUUGGAAAUGUCUCAGGAGAAAGGAUUUUACAGAGGCAAUAUAUUUUUUACGAAUUAACUUGAACUGCUGGGAGGGACUCUGCUGAAAAUAUGAAGACUUAUUUUUUUACAAAGGAUCCUUAGGCUUGGAGCACAAUAAAGGUUGUCUCUGUACCUCACCCCCACUGUCUAGAACUUUCUAACCUGGCCAAAGUGUGGACCAGUCAGGCCCUGAGGGCAAGAUGCCUGGCUGCACCCUUCUGCUGAAGCCUAGCCUGGUUCUGAUGUUUGGCCAGUGUGGGAAACCUGUUGUUGCAAAGUGUACUGUUCUAUAAAAGCUUGUUUUUCAAA